Molecule: messenger RNA, 3195 nt
Organism: Humulus lupulus (European hop)
Lineage: Eukaryota; Viridiplantae; Streptophyta; Magnoliopsida; Rosales; Cannabaceae
Exons: 11
Coding region: 111-2774 (887 amino acids)
Cellular component (GO): nucleus
Molecular function (GO): mRNA binding
Source: RefSeq, a predicted model, not a curated record
UGCGGCCAAACCGAAGAUUCGUUCUGAUCAUCUCUAUCAAUCAAAAUCGAAACGAGUAUUCCCGAUCUUCAUAACUGGUAACUAGGGUUUCAGCCAAUCAUAUUCUCAUCAUGAGAACCCGUAAUGCCGCCAAUCUGAAAUCACCCACUCCGAAGAAGACGCCACCGGGCAAGAAAUCCGCCGUCAAAGCCACUGCGACAUCUGCUGAGGUGGGCUCUGAAUCAUCCACACCCAAAACUAGCGAAACCAAGCGCUCCCCUGCUACCAGAGGCAGGCCGAUCAAGAAGAACCAAACCACACCCCUGACUGAUUCGAAGCUCGAACAACCAUCGGGUACGGAAGAUGACGAGGCAUCGCCUGGUGCUUGUCAUGUGACAACAACUUCCAAGGUCGGUAGAGUAACAAAAUCAGUGGCUAACAGAACAACUGGGAAGACUAAUACACCUACUUUAAGCAAAUGUAUUUCACCACAGGGGUCUGACAUUAGGGAGUCCGGCGAGGCAAAUGUUGAAGAGUCUAAGUAUGAAGUGGGGGAAGCCCCGGUUGUGAGGUUUACGGAGAAGGAACCGAGUCCACCCACUGUAGCUAUAGAAACCCAGGUUGUAGAGUCUAUGAAUGAGGAACCGAGUCAACCCACCGUAGUUAUAGAAACCCAGGUUGUAGAGCCUAUGAGUGAGGAACCGAGUCAACCCACCGUAGUUAUAGAAGCCCAGGUUGUGGAGUCUAUGAAUGAGGAACCGAGACAACUCACGGCUGAAAGUACCCUGGAGGAACCUGUGAAGGAGGAUGGUCACGCAGAAGAAAAUGAGGAACCAGUAACUGAAAAUGUCGGAGAAUGUACUUUGAAUGAGCAAAACACAAUGGAACUAGUAACAAUUUCUAGUGACAGUGAGAGCUCAGCAGAUACUUUGGAACAAAAAGAGCCUAGUGGUAAGGAAGUCACUGCAGUAUUAAAUAAAGUAGCAUCUUGUGGCGUAAUGGAUGAAUUAGAAGGGAGUGUGAAUCAAGAGAAGUCAAGGGAUGGUGGAGUUAAGGAGAAGCUGGAUGUUGGGCCUUCUAACAUGGAGGAAAUUGACAAAGAGGAUUUGCAACUAGAAGAUAAUGAGCCGAUGAAGGAGGUUGAUCGUGAUGAAAUGGAAUAUGGAGAAAAAGUGGAUCUUGGAGAAAAUGGCAAUGAAGAGCAUAGAGAGGAUGAUGUUGAUGUUGAUGAUCAUUCUGAAGAAACUAAGAAAAAGGAAGAGGAACAAAGGGAAUUGGCUGCCAUUGUUAAGGAGCGCAAGAGACGGAAAGAGCGUGAAGUAUUUGUUGGUGGGUUGGAUCGGGAUGCUGCGGAGGAGGAUGUGAGAAAGGUUUUCGAGAAGAUUGGGGAAAUAGUUGAAAUUAGGUUGCACAAGAAUCUUUCAACGCAUAAGAAUAAAGGAUAUGCAUUUGUUGAAUAUGCAAAGAAGGAGCAUGCAAUGCGAGCUUUGUCAGAAAUGAAAAAUCCAGUUAUUCAUGGAAAGCGUUGUGGGACUGCACCAAGCGAGGACAAUGACACGUUGUUCUUGGGAAAUAUCUGCAACACCUGGACCAAGGAAGCAAUAAGCCAAAAGCUGAAGGAGUAUGGUAUUGAAGGUGUUGAGAACAUUACUCUUGUUGCUGAUGUUCAACGUGAAGGAUUGAGUCGAGGUUUUGCAUUCAUUGAAUUUUCAUGUCAUGCUGAAGCCAUGUUUGCCUACAAGAGGCUUCAAAAACCUGACGUUGUAUUUGGCCACCUUGAGAGAUCUGCAAAAGUUGCUUUUGCUGAACCUUUACGUGAGCCUGAUCCAGAUGUCAUGGCCCAGGUUAAAUCGAUAUUCGUUGAUGGGCUUCCACCUCAGUGGGAUGAACACCAGGUAAGGGAGCAAUUAAAAGGUUACGGAGAAAUUGUACGUGUUUGUCUUGCCCGAAAUAUGUCAACAGCCAAGAGAAAAGAUUUUGGAUUUGUUGAUUUCUCUACACAUGAAGCAGCUGUGGCUUGUGUUGAUGGUGUAAACAAUGCUGAGCUGUACGAUGGGGACUCAAAGGUUAAAGUAAAAGCAAGACUCUCAAAUCCUAUGCCAAAAACUCAGGCUGUGAAGGGUGGAAUGUGUGGUGGAUUUCGAAUUGGUCAUGGUGAUGGAUAUUUUCCUAAAUCUGGGCGAGGUAAUGGAAGAGGUGGAAAUUCCUCUAACAAUGCAAAUUUCCGCAGGGGUUUUCAUCAUGGUGGACGUGGUCAUAUGGGCAGAAUGAAUUUUCCUAACGAAUAUGGAUUUGAUAACCCGCAUGCUGAAUUUCAUGGGAGACAAAACGUUGGACGAGGUGGAAGGAGAGGUUCUUUCAGAAGUGGUGAUUACCCUUCUGGUAGGUUUGCUGGACGUAAUUUUGAUAGAUCAUGGCAUGGUGUCCCCAACAGAGAACGGGAAAUGCACUACCCUCCUAUGAGGCAGCCUUAUUCUCCGGAAGGCCAUUUUGACAGACCUUUCCCAGGAAAUCACUUUGAUGACCCUUAUGGUUAUAAUGACAGUAUGCGUGGCAUGAAGCGGCCAUUGUACACGAGGGACCCUGAUCCUGAUUUUGUGGAGCCAAGCAGAAUUCGCCCAAGAUUAGAAUAUUCUGAUCCAGCAGCUUCCUUUCGUGGAAGCCGUUAUCAUGAUACUAAUGGAGCCGGCAGCAGUGUCUAUCCUCGUGAUUAUUAUGGCCCUGAUAAUGCUGGAGGUCCUUAUUCAUCAUACUAUGGAGGUGAUCCCCCAUAUGGUGGUGGCUACUACUAUUAAUCUCAAGGAACUUUGGUGGGCAUGAAAAUGCAUGAGGAACUCUUCUGAUGGACUAGAGGCUUGCUGUUUGAAAGAGCUGAAGUUCCAUAUCAUUUCCCUUCUUACUCCUUGCUUUUUUCUACUUUACUCUUCCUCAUGGCUUGCUCUUAUAUAUAUUUUUGGUAGAGUAUCCAGAGUGCUAGAGUUUCGAGUUUAGGUUGUCUUCCAAGUUCUAAGAUUCCUGAGUAAGAUUAUAAUUUACUUUUCAUAUGAUGGAGAGGUACAGAGAUGCCCCCUUUACCCCUAGGUAUGAACGGGUUGAUGACUUGAGUUAUGAGUUCUUGUGCAUAAGUGCAGAUUUCAUUUUCUGCUUUAUUUAUAAUUGUUGGUAUGGAUCAAUAUUUCUUGAUGAUAUUUAAACUUGUGAUUCGAAAGAGACAAA